UGUACAUAUACACAUCGAUUUUAAUCAAACAAUAGUUCCAUAAUUGAUGCAGCACUUUUUGCGAAAUAAACAUUUAAAUGGAUUUCGGUCAUAUAAAUGUACAUGUAUGGAAAUUCGAGCAAUAAGCUUCAUUUAGAAAUUUCUGGCUUUUUUGUAUCGUUUGGCAGGUGUUAGACAUGUUAAGAAGACCUAAACAAAUUUAUUCCAAGAUAUCCCACGCACCAUCCUUUGCAUAUAAAUAUCCUCAAAAUCAAUUGAUAUACAUAUAUGCAUACGGCGGCUCUGAAGAAUCAAUGUAUAGACAGAAUGCGGGUUUGGCCGGCUUCCAAAGUAGUAGAAAUUACGUUACAACGUGAUCGCGUCCCCUUCUCUUGCCAGCAUCUCAAAUUGCAAUCAAUAGAUACCCGUCGAGACGGCGCCAAAACGCGCGUCUUUAUCCCGCAUAGUUGUAGUUCCCACGAUAACUACACAGGAAGGACGAGAUAACAGGAAAAUCAUGACUUUUAGGGUCGAUGUCACACUUCCCUCGCCUUAUGAUAGAUAAUCCAUGGAGGGCGGAAAAACCUGAAGAACCAAUGUCAUUCGCAUAAUUGAUGGCCCUUGUCCGGAAAGCGGCGCCGACGACCUUCGUAAGCGCUCUCGUUAAUAGACGAGUCAUCGGGGGAGGCGGCGGAGGCUGUUCAAGGUCCCGGAGAGAGCCUAGUCGCGAACGCUCGCGCGUGCGACGAGUCGGGCAAGGAUCCAGGACGAGGAAGAGAACGAGCGAGGAUCGCAGGAGGGUGCUCCCGAUUCGACGAGGAGUGAACGAGAAGGGUGACGUACUACGCUGAAAUGACGCAAUUUCGUCUCUGACGUCUGUUACAAUCGUCCAAUUCGAGGGGAGGCCUGCUGGAUAACACGAUCACGAUGAAUCGAGAAAACGAGGAACAGCGACCGGUGCCUCAGACGUUGUGCGGCGCGCUGCAAAAAGAGCCCAACUGCAAAUGUUUGGUGCUGACGGUUCUUAUAUACGGUUGUCUCGCGGCAGUGACGUGGUGCCGAUGCGCCAACGUUACCAAGAUCAUGGUCAACUAUUCCAAGUAUCCCAUCAGGAGCACCAAGCACAUCUCGUCGCCCUGCGACGACGGCUACAUAUAUAUUCCGGUACGUAACACUCGAAAUGGAAAGCGAGAGAAAAAAAGAGCAGGCCCUCUUUCCGCUUUUUCUCCCCAUACCCCACGAAUCGACCGGGUACGUUGUCUUUUUUUUUAUCACUCGACGAGAAGUAAUAUCGACGUCCCUCUGGCUUCUCUUCCUCCUCCCUUUACGCACGCUUGGAUGCAUGCCACGCCGCUCCAGCGGCUCUUUUACCCUCUUUUCUCUCCCCCUUUGUCUCUUUCUCCCUCUCUCUUUCUCUCUCUCUCUCUGUCUGUCGUGCAGGUGGCAUUUAUGGGGAUGCUGUAUCUGGUCUAUCUGGUGGAGUGCUAUCAUUCGCCGAUCAGAAUCGAUCUACUGCAUGCGGAGAGCCAGGACAGCGUGCUAUCGAAACUGACGCAGCUGAAGAUGGCACAGCCGAGGAUAUGGUGGAAGGCCGUUUCCUACCACUACGUGCGCAGGAAACGGCAAAUCACGCGUUAUAGGAACGGGGAUAAUUAUACGACGACGCAGGUCUAUUACGAGAGGGUGAACACACACUCGGCCACCUCCCACUACUACUACGAUUAUUGCGGAGUGAAGGACAUCAGCAAGGAAUUAAUACUCGAGCCGAAGAUACCGAUCACGAAGAUUAUGCUCACCAAGGGCUUCGCAUUUUCCAACAUAAGGUCCGCCACGGAGUUCGAGGAGGCUCGAUCGCGAUUCUUCGCCGAGCAAGAACUCAGUGACGAUUACAUGGAAAUGAGAGAGGGUCUUGAUCUCGGAUAUAACGUCAACACGAUGCUGGUCGCCGUUCUUGGUAAUCCCUGGUUCACGAAUCGUUACAUUUACUGGUGUCUGAGCGCCCUGUUGCUCAGCUGGCCGCUGAGGGUGAUCAUCGAAUAUAAAACGCAAUAUGCCGAUUAUCAGGUCACCAAGCUCUUCGGCGUGAAUUACGACACUCCAACUUCCGGCGAACCCAUCCACGCGUCCAUGAGCCAGCUGAGCCAGCCAGGCUCUUACAUGUUGGCGCCCAGUUACAGCGAGGCGCUGCUGAUGGAUCCCGCCACGCCUCGUAACGACGGCCCGGAGCGAAAUCAGGAGAAUUGGCAAGCGCAACGACGAGAGGCGGAUGUCGCGACCGACAUGGUACCCAGCUACUCCGAGGCGCUUCUCUACGAGCGCGCCGAACACGAUCAUCGGAACGCGAUCGCGGCGACUACCGUCGCCGCAAACGUCGUCCCGAGCGACGUGACGCAUCCCCCUUGCAACGCCAACGAUCCGACUAUACAGGCGCUGUCGCCGAUGCCGUGCGAGUGUCACUGCCCAUGCCCGUGUCACGGGAACGCGAACGAUUACGAGCGUAGUUACGUUGAAAUUGCGGCCAGCAGCGAGCUGCCUCCAGGUGUUCCAGGUGUUCCAGGUGUUCCUGCGACGAGUAUCGCCAGCGAUACCUUCGAGAGCGAGAUAGCAACCCUCCGGACGACGGCUGACGGCCGCUUGCAUCCUCCCGGGAACGUGAUGCCCCAUUCCAUGGACAAUCUUCAAGCCGGAGCAUCUCCGAGCAAGUGCGGCAGCUGCGGCAGAAUCUCCACCAGCACGCAAACGAUCAAUACGGACGUUCCUCCUCGCGUGGUCGCCAGAAAUAAAUCCGUCGCGAGCUCGCAAACGUUCACCUCAUCGGCAGACCUUAUUGGGCCUAUGCCCCGCGACAUUUCCGAGCCCAACUUGCGUUCGCGGGCGGAACCGGCGGUCGCGUUUCCGAAUGGAAAUGUCAGGAGUCUGGAGAACAUCCUGGAGAACGAGGAGGAACUGAUGGGAGGCGGCAGAGCAGGCUUCAACGUGCCAGAGAGGACUCUUCCGAUCGAGAGACUGCAUUUUCCCGAACGUAUUCAUAGAAGGCUGCCACCCUCUCUGGCCCAUCACCGGUCCUUCUCCCUCGACGAGCCGAGCGUCUCGCCGAGGAACGUGAGCAGCAACGGCACCAUCCCGAAGCUCGAGCCGCGCAGCAGGAUCAUGGUGAAUCCCAUGUCGAACGAGGCCUGCUGGAAGCUCCCCGACUCGAGGACGUACUUCUGCCUCAAGUCGAUUCUGAAGCAGAACAGGCGAAGGUACACGCUGGUGACCGCGGACGAGUUUCAGAACCUCGCUGAUCAGGAGCUUAUCAACCAAGGUAUCGAGUGCGUCCAGAGCCCAGUCGGCAGAAGCGAGAAGGGCCCGCGCUCGAGGGAAAGAUUGAAUCCCAGAAGAAGGAUGCCGUCGUUCGAGGAAUUUAUGCCAAGAGACAAAAUGUAUUCUGUCUAUGAUCAAAAGCGAGAGAGCACCAGGACGCUCAUUUUCGCCAGCCCGUUACAAGAGGUCUUCCCAGGCGAUCCUUUCGGAGGCAAGAAUAUCGUACCGAUCGGAAACUCCAUGGAAUACACCGGGAGAGAAGAUUCCGCUCGUCCAAGCCGAUCACCGGCCAUCCGGGACCCUCCGGGGCGCUGCGUCGCGGACGCCUACAUCGGGGAACGGACGGGACGCGUCCCGGACGCCUACAUCGGGGAACGGACGGGACGGGUCCCGGACGCCUACAUCGGGGAACGGACGGGACGCGUCCCGGUCGAGCCAUUCCGAGCCGAUGCUGUCGCGUAUCCACCGCGCAUCGCCCAUCCCUCGUAUCGCCACGAGAGGGAUCUUCGAUUUCUCUUGCAGACCAGGAGCCCGUCGACCACCAUGGACGCCAACGUGGACGUCCGUGUCAGGGUCGACGAGACGCCGCCGUUGCCUCCGCCGCGAGCUUACCGGAACGACGCUGCUCUUCCUCCACCCUACGGAGGACUGCCCUCCGAGCGUGCAAAGAGGUGGUCGACGAGCUCCAACGAGUACGACGACAUGAGGUCUUACGAGGGACGUCCAGCCGACUUUUACACUCCAGACAGGAGACACCAGUUGAACCAGCACCGGCCAAACAGGCCUGGCUUGAGGCCCGGAUCGUUCAGGGAACGGCGCCCGAAGCUCGUCCACACCGACAGAAACUUCCGGCGCAGCUUCACAGGCAGGGUGGAGGAUUAUAGAGCCGAGAACGACCUUAGGCGAGCGAAUUUCAGCAUGGAGACGUCGUUGUAACGAGCGUACUUGUUCAAGGGUGAUCGAAUGCGCCGGUCUCGGUUAGACGCUUCUGCUGUAUAAAGUGCUGCGUUAAUUUCGCUGCGAGGAAACGUGAGGUUUUGCUUCUUAGCAAAAUUUAAAAAGAAAACUAAAUUUUUUAUUGGCUAUUAAUCUAGAAUAUUACCCAGCAAACGCCAAGUAACAUUUAUAUAAUUGUUAGUUGUACUUUGCCGUGUUACAUGUAACAGUUAUAUUGUUGAGUGGAAAAUUAUAACUAACAGUUAUAUAACUGUUAUUUGCUGGGUAUAUGCUUUGAUAAUCAUAAACAUUGAAUGAAAAUUCCGUUAAAGUGAGAUUUACGCAAAAUUAACGAAGACAAAGUACUCUCUUAUCUCGUCGCAAACUCCUAAAAAUUUAUAACUGUAACAUCAACUAUACAUCAGAAGUUGUUAAUUUUCCAAAAAGAUACAAUCAAAUUUCUUUAAAGCACCAGAGCGUUUAACCAAAGUGAUCGGUGCGUUGUUCGCAGAAGUAGAUAAGAAGAUUGCGAGUUCCCUAGUCUGUCUACAAUAUUAUAAACGGGACUGUAAUGUAUUUAGGAAACAGCGAGUCGCCGAUGGGGUUUCCCUAGCUGAUCCAGUCGGUUUCGACUCAGCCUUAAAAUUGUUAUUCCUUCGUUCCGCGCUAUACAGGGUGUCCCAUUUUAAUGUCCAACCUCAAAUAACUUUUUUAUUUUUAAU
Messenger RNA from Camponotus floridanus (Florida carpenter ant), 4943 nucleotides. Its product is annotated as Transmembrane protein 151B. Bases 907 to 4221 code for a protein of 1104 amino acids. The record is from RefSeq and is a predicted model, not a curated record. The transcript is spliced from 10 exons. NCBI's taxonomy places the organism in Eukaryota, Metazoa, Arthropoda, Insecta, Hymenoptera, Formicidae.